Molecule: messenger RNA, 954 nt
Organism: Cricetulus griseus (Chinese hamster)
Lineage: Eukaryota; Metazoa; Chordata; Mammalia; Rodentia; Cricetidae
Source: RefSeq, a predicted model, not a curated record
CUGAUGCAGAAUAUCUCAGAAGUGAUGGAAUUUAUUCUACUGGGGUUAACAGAUACCCCAGAGCUACAGGUCCCUUUGUUUGUCAUCUUUACUUUCAUUUAUUUGAUCACACUGAUUUGGAAUCUUGGAAUGUUGGUGUUGAUUCUGCUGGACUCACAACUCCAUACGCCCAUGUACUUUUUUCUCAGUAAUCUCUCCUUUGUGGACUGUGUUUAUGCUUCAGCUGUCACUCCCAAGGUAAUAGAUGGGUUUCUCAUAGGAAAUAGGAUCAUAUCUUAUAAUGCAUGUGCUGCCCAGAUGUUCUUUUUUGCAGCCUUUGCUACUAUUGAAAGUUUCAUCCUGGCAUCAAUGGCCUUUGACCGUCAUGCAGCAGUGUGCAAACCCUUGCAUUACUCCACCACUAUGACUACUACAAUGUGUACUCUGCUUGUUGCUGGUUCUUACAUAAAUGGAAUCUUGCAAUCCUCCAUCCAUGUGUCCCUCACUUUCCAACUUUCCUUCUGUCAUUCCAAUGUGGUGAAUCACUUUUUCUGUGAUAUUCCCCCUCUACUUGCUCUUUCUUGCUCUGGUAUCUACACAAAUGAAAUUGUGCUGUUCCUGUUAGCAGCAUUCAAUGUCACUUUUACUUUAUUGGUUAUCUUUACCUCUUACCUAUUUAUUUUUGUUGCAAUUCUGAGGAUGCAUUCUGCUGAGGGCUGAAAGAAGGCCAUCUCUACCUGUGCAUCCCACCUCACCACUGUUUCCAUCUUCUAUGGCACAAUUAUCUUCAUGUACUUACAGCCCAGCUCCAGUCAUUCUAUGGACACUGACAAAUUGGCAUCUGUAUUCUAUACUAUGGUCAUCCCCAUGCUGAACCCUCUUGUUUAUAGCCUUAGGAAUAAAGACGUCAAGAUUGCAUUCAAGAAAGUUUCUGGAAAAGCAUUAACUUCACUGGGAUUAGUGAAUUUACUGUAA